CCGGACGCUGCCGGACCUGCAAACAGGACCUGCGCCCUCGGGGCUGGCCGUCUGGCUGGAAAGAAAUACAAUGACACAUCUCGAUUCUGAGGUGAAAGAAGAACGCUUGAGGGAUGACCUGAAGUUUUACUUCAUGAGCCCCUGUGAAAAAUAUCGAGCCAGACAUCAGAUUCCAUGGAAACUGGGUUUGCAGAUUUUGAAGAUAGUCAUGGUCACUACACAGCUUGUUCGAUUUGGUUUAGGUAACCAGUUGGUGGUUACUUUCAAGGAAGAAAACAUUGUUUCAUUUAAGCACUUGUUUUUGAAAGGAUAUUCUGGUGUAGAUGAAGAUGACUAUAGCUGUAGUAUUUAUACUGAAGAGGACGCCUAUGAGAGCAUCUUUUUUACUAUUAAUCAGUAUCAUCGCCUAAAGAACAUCUCCCUGGCACCUCUUGAUUAUGGUGAAAAUGAAGAGAAGAGAAUUGGCUUAAAAAUCUGCAAGCAAUAUUAUAAGAAGGGGACCACAUUUUCUUCUAAUGAGAACCUGACUAUUGACAGUGACGUCGAGAUAGGCUGCAUUCACUUAGACCUGCAGGCUCUCUUGAAUGGGCCCGAGGACUGGAAGCAACUCCCUUUCUUCAAACUGGAAUUUUAUCGGCUCUUACAAGUUGAAAUCUCCUUUCACCUCAAAGGCAUUGACCUACAGGCAAUUCAGUCCCGCGAGUUACCAGAUUGUUAUGUCUUUCGAAAUAAGAUUACCUUCGAUAAUAAAGCUCAUAGUGGCAAAAUCAAAAUCUACUUCGACAGUGACGCCAACAUUGAGGACUGUAGAGCCUUGAACAUAUCUGGAUCCAUUCAGAAAAAUACUCAGUAUGUCCUGCUCUUUGACGCAUCUGUCAUUGCCAUUUGCCUGGCAUCUCUUAUCUUGUGCACAAGAUCCAUUGUUCUUGCUCUGAGGUUACAAAAGAGACUUGAAACCUUCUUCCUGGAGAAGUACAAGCGACGUGUGUGUGAUGCUGACCAGUGGGAGUUCAUCAGCGGGUGGUAUGUCCUGGUGAUUAUCAGCGACCUGAUGACCAUUAUUGGAUCCAUCUUGAAAAUGGAAAUUACAGUCAAGAAUCUCACAAAUUAUGAUUUGUGCAGCAUUUUUCUUGGCACAUCUACGCUGUUUGUGUGGAUUGGAGUCAUCAGAUACCUGGGAUACUUCCAAGCAUACAAUGUGCUCAUUUUGACAAUGCAAGCCUCGCUGCCCAAAGUCCUCCGGUUCUGUGCCUGUGCCGGCAUGAUAUACCUGGGCUAUACAUUCUGUGGCUGGAUUGUCUUAGGGCCAUAUCACGAGAAGUUUGAAAAUCUGAACCUAGUUUCUGAGUGCCUGUUUUCCCUGGUCAACGGUGAUGACAUGUUUGCAACCUUUGCUCAGAUCCAGCAGAAGAGCAUCUUAGUAUGGCUGUUCAGCCGCCUCUACUUGUAUUCCUUCAUUAGCCUUUUUAUAUACAUGAUUCUCAGCCUUUUCAUUGCAUUGAUUACGGAUUCUUAUGACACUAUUAAGAAAUAUCAGCAGAAUGGGUUUCCUGAAACGGAUCUACAAGAAUUCCUGAAGGGAUACUGCAUCAAAGAGUAUGAGAAAGACACCAUUACCUGCCAGACCCAAGUCGGCUGUCAGAGGAAAGGAAGUGAUGAUGACUUGAUGCUUAUUAAUUAAAGUCCUUCAGCUAUGGACAACUGUCAGGCUCCUUAUGCAGUGGAAAUGCAGAGGUACCCCAGAUGUCUUGGACCAGUAGGUCCGAAAGGAUUGGCUUAUUUAACUGUGCAUUAAGCAAGAAGACUGUCAGCUGGCUAAUCGGAACCAAAGUUUCAAAGUCACUUUAUGAACUUGGUGGAUAAAAA
Dipodomys spectabilis (banner-tailed kangaroo rat) is the source of this 1866-nucleotide messenger RNA. It is a transcript of the gene Mcoln2, whose product is annotated as mucolipin TRP cation channel 2. Gene Ontology annotation, cellular component: plasma membrane; lysosomal membrane. Gene Ontology annotation, molecular function: NAADP-sensitive calcium-release channel activity. The transcript is spliced from 14 exons. The record is from RefSeq and is a predicted model, not a curated record. The coding region runs from base 71 to 1681 and encodes 536 amino acids. NCBI's taxonomy places the organism in Eukaryota, Metazoa, Chordata, Mammalia, Rodentia, Heteromyidae.